Messenger RNA from Funneliformis geosporum, 163 nucleotides. The record is from the annotation of a GenBank genome assembly. NCBI's taxonomy places the organism in Eukaryota, Fungi, Glomeromycota, Glomeromycetes, Glomerales, Glomeraceae.
AUGAAUGAUGAACCUUCUGAAGAAAAUCCUUCUGACAUACAUUCAGAUAAUAAUAACAUAUCCAUUGUCUUUAGUAAUAGAAUUCUAUUAUUAACUUCAGAAAAUCUUCUUGAUGAAGAACAAUCAUAUGUACCAAAAAAGUUUAAGUUAAAUAAACCUAAAC